AAAAGCUAAAGAAAAAAAGACGAAAAGAUUUUUUUUUGGUAAAACAAAUUUGAAAAAUUAAUUUUUUACGAAGAAUUUUCCAAAAAUAAUUGCUAAAAACGGGAAAAUAACAUGUCCCAAACCCCAGAUGAAUUGGUGCAAAGUGUUUGUGAAGUAACUGGAACGAAUGAGGCAGAAGCUAAGCAUUUGUUGGCAGCAUGCAACAAUGAUGUCGAAGCUGCUGUAGCAUUAUUUUUUGAAGGUGGUGGAGUCGCCACAGCCACAGAAGAUGCUGAGGCAAAUUUGCCCAUAAUAGACGAUGAUGAUGGUGUAAGGGCACCUAUAGCACCAAUACGAGAACAAUUGAUAGGACCUGAAGAUGAUAAUUUUUAUGCUGCCGCACCACCACCACCGCCAACCGGACGUUUGGCACGCAGUGCUAGCAGACGGGUGAAGGUAUGUCCUCUGAGAGAUUUUGCUCGAGAAGGCGCUUUAAUGGAAGAACAACUGCAGGCUUCGGGUAGCUAUGUGUCUUUGAAUAGUUUAUAUGAACCAGCAUCGAAUAGUCGUGCCAGUUCAAGACGAACUCGUGCUGCUGAUAUGGUUACAACAGCUCAAGCGACCGAGACUAAGAAAAGCCGUUUGGAAGAUUUAUUUCGUCCACCGACAGAUAUAGCGUACGCUGGCAGCUUUCAGGCGGCACGUUCGCGAUCUGAAGCCUUGAAACAGUGGCUGCUGGUGAAUGUGCAGAGCGAUACUUUCGAUUCGCAGCUGUUGAAUCGUGAUGUUUGGCCAGACAAGGCGUUGCGAAAACUGAUGAAAAGACAAUUUCUGUUAUGGCAGGUUGAUGCUGAUUCUUCCGAAGGUCGUCGUUUUGUGGCCUUUUACCACUGUGCCAAGUUGCCGUAUCUGUGUGUCAUUGAUCCUCGCACCGGUGAGGAGAUUUGGAAAAGUCCAAAUCCCACACAAUCUACAAUACUCAAUGAUUUGAAGCAAUUUCUCAUCGAUCACAAGGACUUCAGUCAGGAAUUGGAAGACGAUAUGGGCCCAUCAACCUCUACCAAACGUGCGGCAACGGCCAUUUGUCUGGACAGUGACGGCGAUGAAGCUAGCAAAAUCAAUAUCGAAGAUGAUGAGGGCAAUUCGAAUGCCAGUAGUUCUUCCCAGUCGCAGAAGACUAAUCCCAAGAAACGAAGUAAAAUUAUGGAGUUGUCCGAAGAGGAACAAAUUGCUUUGGCCAUACGCAAUUCAAUGCAAGAAAAUGAGAAGGCAGCCGCCAAAAAUCGCAAAUCGAAUGGAACUGCCGUUAAUGCUGAAGCAGCCGAUGAUGAUGCGGCCAGUGACUUUGGCAGUGUUGAGGAAUUCGUCGAGGAUGACAUCAAAAGUGCCUGUGAACGCACAUCUUAUGAAGAACAAUUGGGUUCGAAUAAGGACGAACUCACUAUGAUUAAACUAAGACUUAUCAAUGCCGAAGGCGCCGAUGAAGUUGUCCAAUUGCGUUGGCCUUCCGAUACGAAAUUGGAAGUGUUGUACUCUUAUAUUUCACAAUGUCAUUCUUAUAUUCCAAAAUGUGGCUACAAGUUAAUUUGUGCUUUUCCACGUAAAACUCUUGAAACUGAAAAUAAUGAUAGUACAUUAAAGGAGUAUGGUUUACAUCCCUCUGCCAAUUUACACAUCACUUUAGAUGACUAAAUAAACACUCACACUAACUCACUCACCCAUUAUUAAUCUUUGUCACUAUCAUUGUUUUCUAUUAGAUUUUGAUUGGGUCUUACGGACGAUAGACUCGUCUCCAGACUUUUGUUUAUUUUCCUAUACAUUUUUUUUUCUUCUUUUUAAUACUUGUCUAAUUUUAAUUAUUUUCUAUAUAUAUUUGUCUAAUUUUUUAGUAUUUUAUUUCCUUUGUGUAUGUUUAUAUUGGUUUGCCUCCCAUAUAGAAAAAUGGGAGGGGGACGUAAUUUAUUGUAGAUGUUCACUUUGAUAUACAUACAACAUAUUAUUAUAAUUAUUAAAACAAAAGUAAAAUAAACAUUUAAUUAAGUCCAUGUUAAGGUAUAAUUCCAAA
Molecule: messenger RNA, 2044 nt
Organism: Calliphora vicina (urban bluebottle blowfly)
Lineage: Eukaryota; Metazoa; Arthropoda; Insecta; Diptera; Calliphoridae
Product: UBX domain-containing protein 7
Exons: 2
Coding region: 112-1671 (519 amino acids)
Biological process (GO): proteasome-mediated ubiquitin-dependent protein catabolic process
Cellular component (GO): nucleus
Molecular function (GO): ubiquitin binding
Source: RefSeq, a predicted model, not a curated record